Sitophilus oryzae (rice weevil) is the source of this 2078-nucleotide messenger RNA. Its product is annotated as ribosome biogenesis regulatory protein homolog. Lineage: Eukaryota; Metazoa; Arthropoda; Insecta; Coleoptera; Curculionidae. The transcript is spliced from 5 exons. Gene Ontology annotation, biological process: ribosomal large subunit biogenesis; ribosomal large subunit export from nucleus; endonucleolytic cleavage in ITS1 to separate SSU-rRNA from 5.8S rRNA and LSU-rRNA from tricistronic rRNA transcript (SSU-rRNA, 5.8S rRNA, LSU-rRNA). Gene Ontology annotation, molecular function: protein binding. The record is from RefSeq and is a predicted model, not a curated record. The coding region runs from base 77 to 1117 and encodes 346 amino acids. Gene Ontology annotation, cellular component: preribosome, large subunit precursor; nucleolus; nucleus.
UUUUACCACAUUGCUAACUUUACACGUGUUGUAACCAGAAAUGUGAGGUUAUUCAUUUUAAUUAUAAUUUAUCAAAAUGGACGUUGUAAGCCAAAUAUUGGAAAAAUCAGCCCAAGAGGCUGAAAAAUAUAAACCCAUUACCGUUGAAAAGCAUUUAGAAUUAGAAAUUGACUUGGGAACUUUGUUAGCAGUCGAUACAAACGAAUUUGAUACGAAUUUAUUGAAAAGAAACGCGGAUGAUUAUUUUUUGAAACUGACCAGAGAUAAUACACAACUUUUAAUAAAUCAAUUAUGGGAAUUACCAACAGAAAAGGUUGAUGAAGCUAUUAUGGUUCGAUUACCAACCCCCAAAACGCUUUUACCUAGAAUGAAACCCGUUCCCAGACCAAGACCGUUAACUAAAUGGCAAAAGUUUGCAAACGAAAAAGGUAUACAAAAGAAGAAAAAGUCGAAAUUGUCAUGGGACGAACAACUACAGAAAUGGAUACCGAUGUAUGGGUUUAAAAGGGCCAAAGCGGACAGUACGAAGAAUUGGGUGCUUGAAGUACCACAGAACGUUGAUCCGUAUGAAGAUCAGUUUGCAAAGAAAACUGUGGCCAAGUCUGAGAAUGUCGCAAAGAAUGAAUUGCAAAGAUUAAGAAAUAUUGCGAAAGCAAAGAAGGUUAAAGUACCUAGAGCGGGUGUAACAAAUCCUGAAGUUUCAUCAGCUAAAGAUUUACAAGCUGCCGUCACUGUAGCCAAGGCUUCAACGGCCAGUUUAGGCAAGUUUCAGGAUAAUUUGCCUAAAGAGAAAAAAGCCAAGGGUGUAGCGCCUAUAACACCAGGUGUGUCGCGGAAAAGAAAAUUGCCACCAGCCUCAGGGGAACAUGAGAAAAAGGAAAAUUUAAAUAUAGUAGAUUCAAUUUUGAACAAGAGACCGAAACUGGACAUAGAAAAGGCCAUUUCAAAGCAAAUUCAACACACAAGUGAAAACAGCAGUAGUAGUUCUAAAGGUAUCGGUCAAAGACUUCAAUCGAGGGAAAAACAAAACAGGAGUAAACUAGCCAAGAAACCGAAGAGCGGGAAUGGAAUAAGAAAGGGCGGUAAAAAAGGUGCUGGUGGAAGAAAAAGGCGUUAACAAAACUAAUAAACGAUUAAAUACACUUACCCCAUCAAUAUUAAUCGUGUAGGCAGAAUCUUUAACAGCCUUCCUCAAAAUUUGCAACAUAUAUUUGAAGAACCCAUUUCGGUUCUUUUUCACUACAGGGUCGAGUGUAUUGAUUUCGACAAGUUUCCCAAUCCAUUUUCUGCAUAUUUGCUUAUCUAAAAUAUCAUAGAAAAUAAAUCCUUGUACAUAAAACGCAAACAUUUAGUGUUAAGGUAAUUUAGUAUUGGUUUUCAUAUAAUCUGUAUAAUUUUUUGGGUUUAUUUUUUCCAAAUUCAGACAUAUUUUUUUUUGUUUUUGUGCCAAUACUGAUAUAGGUGUACAGUUUAGCGAUAAAACAUGAUGGUAUUUACAUAAAAUAUUUUUGUAAAAACUUGUGAUAGCUAUUUCCAAAAAAAUCAUGGUAAAAACUAUUUUUUUUACGCGUAAAAUACUAUUUGUUACACGCAAAAAAAUUUGAUGUGUAAAAAACUAUUUUUUAAGUGUUAAAAACUGUUUGUUACAUGUAAAGAACUAUUUUUUUACGCGUAAUAAAAUAUUUUACUUUUACAACAUUUCAAACUACACUUUUCCAAACAUGUUUAAUUUAAUAGCUGUUAGUAAGAAGUUUCUCUUUUCGAACUUUUUUUUAUGGGAAACAUGUUUUUCCAUCAGAUUGAAAAAUGAACUUUGUAGAUUAUUCAAAUUGUGUCUGGAUAGUUCACUGAAACCAAAAAGUUUCAUUAAACAACUGUUACUAAACAAUUCAAAAAUAUUUUAUGUGAAACUAUAAUGUCAAUAACAGCACUAUAUAGAGAAUAGUUCCAAAAUAAAGCACUACUUUAUUUUUCUAGAACUAGAUUUGUGCAGAAUUAAUAUUCAGUUACAGCUUUAUAUUGUUAGAAUAUAAAGAUUUGUGACUUGUUUCUUUCUUGUCAAUAUAUUAAAUUCAAAA